UUUGAGAGUUGGCGAAUUGCAAGAGGAAAAGCACAAGGAACUAGGAAGCUCACAACUUUAAACAAUAUAAAUGAUUCCCACUUCUCCAAUAAUACUCCUAUAAGACCCGUAGUUCUACUCAACAAACUUCAGUUUAAUUCUUUCUUCCUUCCUUCUUAUUAAUUACCUAGUCUUCGCCUACCUCCAGCUAGCUGCUCAUCCUAGAUUCCGAAUGACACAACAGAAACACAGAUAUAAUUGUCAUCAUGUCAUCCAAAUAACCCAAAACCCUUUGAAUCCACCCUUUAUUUUUCUUUGCAAUUUGUGACAUCUAGUUAGAUCUACCCUUCACUACCACAGAGCACCACCAUCUUCCUUAAUUUACUGCUGCAUCUUCGGUGUAUUGUAACAUCCGGCCACCAAGGUCAAGAACAUGGCUGAUCAACUUGCCUCUGCUAUCGCAGCAAAUGUCUUGGGGAAGCUAGGAUCCAUUGUUUGGAGAGAGUUCAGAAUGAUAGUUAAAAUCGAAGGAGAGCUGAAAGAACUUACGGACACCAUGACAACAAUUGAAGCCGUGCUCUUGGAUGCUGAGGAGAAGCAAGCUAGCAACCACGCACUGAGCAACUGGCUAGGGAAGCUCAAAGAUAUUUUUCAUGAGAUUGAGGAAGUUUUGGAUGAAGUUGAGUACCAAGUUCAAAGGAAGCGAGCGAACGACAAAUAUGGGCGCACCAUUAAAGAGGUAUGUGAUUUUUCUUCACGCACUAAAGCCUUUUGGUCACGCCAUUUUCAAGUGGUUGAUAAAAUCAAGAGCAUUAGGGAGAGGUUAGGUAAGAUUGCAGGUGAAAAGGAUCAAUUUGAUCUCACAGCAGCACGAGUUGAAGAUAGGCGUGUCAUACACACGAGGAGGGAAAUGACCCACUCAUUUGUUCCUCCUUCAGAUGUCAUCGGUAGGAAUAAUUAUAAAGAAAAUAUAAUAAGUGAUCUUUUGAGGCAACCUAAUGGUAACCAAAAUGUCAAUGUGAUUCGUAUAGAUGGAAUCGGAGGGUUGGGGAAGACCACUGUUGCUAAGUUGGUAUACGAUGAUGAAUGUGUGGCUCAUCAUUUUGAAUUAAGAAUGUGGAUUUGUGUGUCUGAAGAUUUUGAAAUUCCCAGAUUAAUAAGAGAAAUCCUUAUGGAAUCAGGUGUUAGAAUUGACGAAAACUUCGGGCCUCAUAAUGGGUUGCAAACCAAGAUGAGAGAAAAGUUAAAGAAUAAGAGAUUUUUACUCGUCUUGGAUGAUGUUUGGAAUGAAGAUCGUAAUAAGUGGAAUGAGUUGAAAGAUUUAUUACUCGGUGGUGCCAAAGGAAGUAAAAUUUUAGUGACAACACGUACUAAUAAGGUUGCCAGCAUUAUGAGUGCAGUUUCCUCAUACACUUUAGAAGGUUUAUCUGAAAAGGAUUCUCUGUCUUUGUUUAUAAAGUAUGCAUUUAACGAAGGGGAAGACAAACAAUAUCCAAACCUCUUAGAAAUUGGAAAAGAAAUUGUAAAAAAAUGUAAAGGAGUUCCAUUGGCAAUAAGGACUUUAGGCAGCCUACUUUUCUCAAAGGUUAAUGAACGGGAGUGGAAAUUUGUGAGAGAUAAUGAGAUAUGGAAAUUAGAACAAAAGGAGGGUGACAUUUUACCUGCCUUACAAUUAAGUUAUAAUCCAAUGCCAUCUCACUUGAAGCAAUGCUUUUCUUUCUGUUCUCUUUUUCCAAAGAAUUAUUUAUUCGAUAGUGGUAAGUUGAUUGCAUUUUGGAUGGCGCAUGGACUCCUUAAUAAAAAGCCUAAUACUCAAGAUGAAGAGUUGGAAGACGUUGGCGACAUGUAUUUCAAGGAGUUGUGGUCCAGAUCUUUCUUCCAAGAUGUUGAGAAAGAUUUCUGGAACAAUGGGUAUCAGUUUAGAAUGCACGAUCUCGUCCAUGAUCUUGCACUCAAGGUUGCAGAAGAAGUGUGUUCAGCAGACGACUUUCACACCCAAAACAAUGCUAAAACAGUUCGCCAUUUGUCAUUUUCACACGAUGGUCGACAAGUUCCAAGUUUCUUUGACACAAUAAGCAGCGAUGUGCGGACCACUUUGUUCCAAACCAAACAACAAGAGCUGAUUUUAGUUGAAAAAUGCAUCUCGAGAUUCAAUUGCUUGCGGGUGCUGUGCUUAAGUGAUUCAUGUUUUGAGGUGUUGCCAAGCUCUAUUGGUAAUUUGCAGCAUUUGAGAUAUUUAAGUUUAGCUGGGAAUGAAAAGAUCAAGAAACUUCCUAAUUCCAUUUGCAAGUUGUAUAAUUUGCAAACUUUAUUACUUCAUGGAUGUUCGACGCUUGAGCGGCUGCCCAAAGAUACAAGGAAGAUGAUCAGCCUUAGGCAUUUGACAGUAACAACAACUAACGAAUUCUUGUUUGGGAAUGGUGAAAACUGUUUGAAUUCACUUCAGUUUUUGCUUGUAUCUCGCUGUCCGGGACUAGAAAGUUUGUUUCAAAGGAUGGAGAAGAGCCUUGCCAACCUUCGAACAUUGAUUGUUUCAGGUUGUGAAAGCUUGACCUCUCUGAAUCUUGAUGUCAAAUGCCUAACCGCCUUAGAGGCCUUGGUAAUUGAAGAUUGUAAAGUGCUUACACUACAAAAAGAACGACAUGUACUGCCCUUUUUGACAGGAACAGAAGACGAUCGGGAUCUCAAGUUCAAGAUUCGAAAAUUGAAGAUUUACAAUUUACCAGAGUUGGAGUCUUUGCCGCCAUGGCUCGAAGGAUCCGCUAACACUUUGCAGUUCCUGAGUAUUUCAUUUUGUGAGAACUUCAUGGCCUUACCGGAGGUGGAGUGGGGCAGUGAUCUGAAAUCACUUGAGAUUAUCGGUUGCCCCAAGUUGUCAUCUCUUCCUAAGGAUCGUCUCAUUGCACUAAGAGAAUUGACGAUCGAAUAUUGUCCUGAAUUGAUUAGGAAAUGCAAAGAGGAAGAUUCGUUCAAGAUUGAUCAUAUAGCAACUGUUCGACUACAAGAUUAGCCCAAAAUUGAAGAAGUAGAUGCUUCCAUGGCAGGACUUGAGCAAGAGAUAUAUUUUCAGCAACUAAUAAGCCUCGAUGCAACUCAGUUCAAAGAUGUUUGUUCCUAGCUUGAUUAUGUUGUAAACAUUUUGAUCAUUUUAAUUUGUAUUAAGUAAAUAUUUCUGUAAUUGUACGUAGUUGUUGCUAUAUGGCAUGUAAAUAAAUAUUAUAACUUGUGCACAUGCAUGCAUGGACCACAUGGAAAAAGACCAGAAAGCGCCAUUUUGUACGUAUAUAAUAUUAGAACAUGCUUGCUCAUGUGGCUUUUAUGA
Molecule: messenger RNA, 3301 nt
Organism: Alnus glutinosa
Lineage: Eukaryota; Viridiplantae; Streptophyta; Magnoliopsida; Fagales; Betulaceae
Product: putative disease resistance protein RGA1
Exons: 2
Coding region: 413-2989 (858 amino acids)
Biological process (GO): defense response to other organism
Molecular function (GO): ADP binding
Source: RefSeq, a predicted model, not a curated record